This is a messenger RNA of Xylaria bambusicola, 1553 nucleotides long. RefSeq lists its product as uncharacterized. The transcript has 3 exons. Bases 413 to 1129 code for a protein of 238 amino acids. The record is from RefSeq and is a predicted model, not a curated record. Lineage: Eukaryota; Fungi; Ascomycota; Sordariomycetes; Xylariales; Xylariaceae.
GUUAGGUUUGAAACUAUGUAAUUGAUGAUGCGAAACUGUAGUUCCACUGAUUGGUUAGAUGUUUAGAGCUGUUAGUAUAAACCUAACACUUGUACUAUUUCGGGCUGUAUAUUGUCUGUUGGCUGCACGCGCGGGCGGCCACAAGCUCUUCGCUGGGACUUAUAACACUACCAGCAGACCCAGUCAUCCCUCUCGAUAAAAUUGCAAUCCCUCUUCAACUAAACUCGCGCACCGUAAGCUCGAUCAGCUGAUUCAAUGGGAGGGGUGGCAUCUAUUCCUACCGAUCCUUCGCGGAAGGUGCAGGUUAUUUCGGCGGGCUACUCGCGAACGGGGACGGUGUCUAUGUCCCUUGCCUUGGCCAAGCUCCUCGACGGCCCGGUUCUACACGGCGGCACGUAGAUCCUAACUCGCGAUGAUGGCAAGUAGCUCGCUCCCAAUUCAUUCGUUCGUACGCCUGGUACUAAUCGACUCAGAUUACUGUCUGACAUGGAUCAAAGCCUAUGAAGCUAGAGAGGCGGGCAACAAGGAGGAGACAUUGAAGCUUGUCCGCAAAGCCACCGCAGGUUUCGUGGCGACUGCAGACUUACCACCUGCUGACUUCAUUCCAGAGAUGGUCGAGCUGUAUCCGGAUGCGAAAGUCGUCUUGGUCAAGAGGGAUGCGACCCGAUGGUGGAACAGUAUCUCGGCUGUGACUAGUCGCACAACUCCAUCAUGGCUGGGAGCUAUUCUCGCCCCGAUUCCUGGAUGGAGGCACCUCGCUACAUUUGCACAGGUCUACAGCCGAUCGACUCUGCGGCUUGCAGGUCUGGAAGACCCGAAUGCCACUCCAACGGAUUUGAUCAAAAAUGGCGGUCCUCAUAUUCUUGAAGCCCACGAAAACAAGGUCAGAUCUCUAGUUCCGAGAGAUCAGCUGUUGGAAAUGGACCUCAGCGAUGGCUGGGAACCUCUGUGCAAAUUCUUGGGGGUGCCAGUGCCUGAUGAACCAUUUCCUCGAGCCAAUGAUGCCAAAGCAGCGGAUAAAUACGCCACCAAAGUCUUACUUAAGGUCCUUCUAGUUUGGCUCUCCAUGUUUACUGGGAUUGGAGCCAUUAUUUACUUCAGUGUCUUACAAUGGCGACGAAGGAAGUAGAUUAAUGAGGAUCAAGAAAUACCGAUGUGACUAUGGGUUUCCCUCCUCAUAAGAAGUGAAAGUUGCAGAUGUGUGGAUGAGUCUGAAAUAUUAUCUGUUGCAAUAGUUGAUGAGGUUGUUCCAGGGCUUCAACAUCUCCGUGAUCAUCAAUGCAGCCCAAGAAUGAGACUGAUAGGAUAUUCAAAAAUGUUUCUAGUGUUAAGUUGUGAAAAGAACGUGUAAUUUCCAUACCAGUAAAGAUAUCCGCACUAUUUCUCUCGAUUUCAUUUAAUUGUGAACUAGACAUGCCACAUAGACACAACUAGUUGCCUACAACUUUCAUUGAGCUGGUGGUAGGUAGAGAUGGGGACAGAGCUGUGAAGCAUUUACAUGUGAAAAGUCUCUGAGAUGUUGAAGGAGAGUGGGAAUCAUGUAAUUGUGCGUU